AUGGGGGAGAAGCCACUUUCCUGUCUUGAGUGCGGGAAAUGUUUUUCACAGUUGUCUAGUUUGUACAGGCAUCAGAGAUCUCACACGGGAGAGAAGCCACUUUCCUGUCCUGAGUGUGGAAAAUGUUUUGCAACAAAAACAGAUAUUGUCAAUCAUCAGAGGUCUCACACGGGGGAGAAGCCUUAUUGCUGUCCUGAGUGCGGGAAAUGUUUUUCACAGAAGUCUCAUCUUUACACACAUCAGAGAUCUCACACGGGGAAAAAACAUAUUCCUGUCCUGAGUGUGGGAAAUGUUUUUUCAGAGAAGUCCAGUCUUGACAAACAUCAGAGAUCUCACACUGGGGAGAAGCCAUAUUCCUGUUCUGUGUGUGGGGAAAUGUUUUCAGUGAAAUGCAGCCUUUCCAAACAUCAGAGAUUGCACAUGAGGGAGAAGCCACGUUCCUGUCCUGAGUGCGGAAAUGUUUUUCAACAGAAGUCCCAUCUUCACACACAUCAGAGAUCUCACACAGGGGAGAAGCCGUAUUCUUGUCCUGAGUGCGGGAAAUGUUUUCAGCGUAAAUCCAAUCUUAAUAGGCAUAAAAGAUCUCACACAGGGGAGAAGCCGUAUUCCUGUCCUGAGUGCGGGAAAUGUUUUUUAACGAAGUCCCAUCUUUACACACAUCAGAGAUCUCACACAGGGGAGAAGCCGUAUUCCUGUUCUGAGUGUGGAAAAUGCUUUUCAGAGAAGUCCAAACUUCAUAAACAUCAGAGAUCUCACACAGGGGAGAAGCUUUAUUCCUGUCCUGAGUGCGGGAAAUGCUUUUCAGAGAAGUCCACUCUUUACACACAUCAGAGAUCUCACACAGGGGAGAAGCCGUAUUUCUGUUCUGAGUGCGAGAAAUGUUUUUCAAAUAAGUCCCAUCUUUACAGACAUCAGAGAUCUCACACGGGGGAAAAGCCGUAUUCUUGUCCUGAGUGUGGGAAAUGUUUUUCAUCGAAGUCCAGUCUUUACUCACAUCAGAGAUCUCACACGGGAGAGAAGCCAUAUUCCUGUCCUGAGUGCGGGAAAUGUUUUUCAGAGAAGUCCAAUCUUCAUAAACAUCAGAGAUCUCACACGGAUGAAAAGCCAUAUUCUUGUCCUGAGUGUGGGAAAUGUUUUUCAGUGAAGUCGAGUCUUUACACACAUCAGAGAUCUCACACGGGCGAGAAGCCAUAUUUCUGUCCUGAGUGCGGGAAAUAUUUUUCAGACAAGUAUAUUCUUCACGCACAUCAGAGAUCUCACACAGGGGAGAAGCCGUAUUCCUGUCCUGAGUGUGGGAAAUGUUUUUCACAGAAGUCCAGUCUUUACACACACCAGCGAUUUCAUACAGGGGAAAAGCCAUAUUCCUGUUCUGAGUGUGGGAAAUGUUUUUUAGUGAAGUCCAAUCUUUCCAGACAUCAGAGAUCUCACACGGGCGAGAAGCCACUUUCCUGUCCUGAGUGA
Molecule: messenger RNA, 1461 nt
Organism: Staurois parvus
Lineage: Eukaryota; Metazoa; Chordata; Amphibia; Anura; Ranidae
Source: the annotation of a GenBank genome assembly